ACGCCACCUACAGCUGACCCAGUGCGUGUGCGUCGAACGAACGAAAGCACCAAAUCAUUUCCCUAGCCGUGGCGCACCUCUGCUAUGUCCUCACAAAAUACUCACAAUUUAUCCGAUGGAAUCUCGAAAAACCACAAUAAACAGUUAUUUACAUACACAAUGCACCAUAAUAUGCGAAAAAGUUCAAUAAAAACGCGCAAUUAAACUUAGAAAACGAUUUUUGAAAAGCACGAAUGUCUGCAGGCGUCCGCCAUAAUGUUUCCUUCGAAACGAAUAAUAUAGUUCUUAUUGCUCUUGUAGCAAUUCGCUCUAUUCGCUAUUCAAAAUGGCGACCGUAUUACGAACACACUCCGCGUUUGCGCGACUUUUAUUUGGAAAAAAUGGACGAAUCUUGAACAACUCACUUGAUUUGGGUGCAAAAUUAUUGCCGGAAUCACAAUUGGCACUAUCUUCAAAACAUUACUCUAGUUACGGAAAAUCACCGUUUGUGCGUAAAAUCAAAGAGCAAUAUAAUUAUGAAAUAGAAAAGAAUCCGCCAGAAUGGGAAUACGUCAAACGUUUGCUGCCGUUUACUACUAUACCUAAGAUAAUUCCCAAAGAUAGUUAUCCUUCAGGAUGGGUCCCCCCAAAAGAAGAGGCGUUAAACCAUCCAUACUUUUUAUCAAGAACAAAAAAUGCUGAGCUACCUAUCUAUUUAAAGAUUACUUACAGGGGAAUGCGUAAAAUAUCCAUAAUAAGAAAAAUUGAAGGCGACAUAUGGCUUUUGAACGAUGAAAUCAAACAAUAUUUAAAACAGAAGAACAAGAGAUACGUAGAAACUAGAGUCCAUGAAGUUGCGCGGUUGAUUGAAACUAAAGGGGAUUAUGUAAAUGAUUUACGAGAAUGGGCCCUAUCCAAGGGUUUUUAAAUGUAGUUUUUACUUAAUAGCCAAUGUUGGUAAUUCCUAAUAAAUUUUUUAGUGUAAAAA
Messenger RNA from Bombyx mori (domestic silkworm), 967 nucleotides. It is a transcript of the gene mRpL49, whose product is annotated as large ribosomal subunit protein mL49. Bases 326 to 907 code for a protein of 193 amino acids. Lineage: Eukaryota; Metazoa; Arthropoda; Insecta; Lepidoptera; Bombycidae. The record is from RefSeq and is a predicted model, not a curated record. Gene Ontology annotation, biological process: translation. The transcript is spliced from 2 exons. Gene Ontology annotation, cellular component: mitochondrial large ribosomal subunit; ribosome. Gene Ontology annotation, molecular function: structural constituent of ribosome.